Molecule: messenger RNA, 1258 nt
Organism: Ornithodoros turicata
Lineage: Eukaryota; Metazoa; Arthropoda; Arachnida; Ixodida; Argasidae
Product: retinol dehydrogenase 7-like
Exons: 6
Coding region: 48-1175 (375 amino acids)
Biological process (GO): steroid metabolic process
Cellular component (GO): intracellular membrane-bounded organelle
Molecular function (GO): oxidoreductase activity
Source: RefSeq, a predicted model, not a curated record
CUUCCAUUCGAAGUCCGGUCAUUUCCGUGGCUUUCCGAAAGGUUACGAUGAGUUACACAGACCGUGCCUUGAAGGUAACCACAGCUGUGUUUGGAGUCACAGUACUGCUCACCGCAGUGUUGCCAGCACCAGAGUUGUUGUCGGCAUGUCUUCCUCGGUGGCUAUGGAUGUUACCCAUCUCGUGGUUUCUGACUUUCCUCUGCAAGACGUUGCUGCUGAAAUUUCUGAGCGAUCCUACGACUCCAUCGGCGGAUCGCCAAGCUGUCCUUAUCACAGGGUGCGACAGCGGUUUUGGUCACGCCCUCGCAAAACGCCUCGACACACUGGGUCACAAGGUCUACGCCUGCUGUCAGUUCCCCGACGGCCCAGGAGCCCAAAAAUUACGGAGCUCCGCCUCGAACAACAUCCACGUUAUUGGUCUGGACGUCACCGACAUCGAGAGCAUCAAAAACGCUCGGCAAAGCGUCGAGUCCACACUAGGGGAACACAAGUUAUGGGCCGUGGUUGCCAAUGCUGGGAUUGCUGUUCACGGAUAUCUAGAAUGGUCACCGUUGACGGACGUCCAAAGAGUAUUUGACGUCAACGUUUUUGGUGUUAUACGUACCGUUCAAGUCUUCACGCCACUCGUGCGGGAAAGCAAGGGAAGAGUGGUCGUUACUACAAGCUUUGCAGGAAGAGUAUCGACGCCAUUUCUUGUGCCAUACUCUAUGACCAAGGCUGCCGUUGUAUCUCUGGUGGAAGGGCUACGCGCAGAGCUGGAUCGUUUUGGUGUUCACGUGGUUUCCAUAGAACCGAACAUGUACAGGACAAACAUGCCACCGAGGACAACCACAGAGAUCGAAAGCAUCUGGCAAAAUCUUCCAGAGGACACCAAGGAAGCCUACGGAAGGGCAUCAAUAGAAGAAGCAGCGGAGCUGGUUCGCAACUUCACGUACAUGUGCGUGGAAGACCUGAGUCCCGUGGUAGCGUGCUUCGAGCACGCUAUUCGUUCGCGGUACCCUCGCGACAGGUACGCUUGCGACCGAGUGGGAAACAUAAUUGCGGCCAAGUUAGUUUCUUGGCUUCCCGAAGAGUUCCAUACUUGGUCCCGAAGACAUCUCAUGGAUAUAUUGACUGUCGAAAAGCGAUUCUGCGACUUCUUCAGCAAGCAAACGUACGGCAAAAAGGAGUCGUAGGGACUAUAAUCAUCGAGAUAAAGAUCUUUUUUUUAAUCAUUGCGGAUUUAUCGUUGUUGCUAUCAUUAAAAGUUUUGUUGAUG